Messenger RNA from Notothenia coriiceps (black rockcod), 1196 nucleotides. It is a transcript of the gene bloc1s5, whose product is annotated as biogenesis of lysosomal organelles complex-1, subunit 5, muted. Gene Ontology annotation, cellular component: transport vesicle; BLOC-1 complex. Lineage: Eukaryota; Metazoa; Chordata; Actinopteri; Perciformes; Nototheniidae. The transcript is spliced from 5 exons. The record is from RefSeq and is a predicted model, not a curated record. The coding region runs from base 1 to 564 and encodes 187 amino acids.
AUGGCUGGGGAUGUUACUCGCCAUUCCCGCAUCGGUUUGCAGGUCGACCCAGCAGGUCAUGCACGGUCUCCCCGUAGCCGGAAGGCCGAUGCGGGAAUGGCGAGUAACAUCCCCAGCCAUUCCGCGGGAAACUUCUCAAGACGCAUCGGAGUCACCAGUGUAGUGCCGAGAGAUAGGGAGCCGGAGGCGGUGCAAUGGAGGUGUGAAAGGGAGAAGCGUGGACACAGGGAGAGCAGACUGCUGGAGAACCUCAAUAAAAUAGUUACGGAAACAAAUGAGCAGAUGCUGCCUACAGAUCUGGAGGGCAUGCUGUCCAAUGUGUUUACGCGAUUGGAUGCUGCAAAUCACAUGGCGGAGAGAGUCCAGCAGAGGGAGCUAGAGGCCCAGCAGAGCACCCAGCUGCAGGGGAGCAUGGAGCGUCUGAAGGAGGAGUGGGCAGAGUUUCUGAAGGAGCAGCAGAGAUUAAAGGAGGAGGUGGACGAGGAGCACGCCAAGGCAGUCGGACAACUGAGCACCACGUACAACGAAAAGAAGAAGGACUUGACCAAGUUCUCACCUCUCUAAUCAGUUCACUCUUUUAUUCCAUGCUGGUGUUUGUUAUGGACAUGGACGUCUGUUCUGUACGUGCAGAACUAAGCUAUCGGCUUUGAUUGAUGAACCUGUUGGUUGGCAUAACAUUUGGAGGUUUUGCUCCUGCACAAGACUCAACAUUUUCCAAAUCGUAAAUAUGAAAGUGUGAUUAACAAUGUAGCAUUUCACAGGCCAUCAAACUUGCACAUUUCUGUCUGUAGCACCUGGAAUCUUCACGGCACCUAAAAGGUCUGGAAUAUGUCAUUUUUAAACAAGCAAUCAUUUGAUUGUUCCUUGGCCGUGAAGUUUUCAACAUUUUUAAUGGAUGCCCGUCUGAAGGGUGCUGAGUGCUGAUGAUACAUUUGCGUAGGCCUCAAGUUAAAAGGAACCUUGAGUUUGGCACCAAGGUGAGAUAUUGUAGGCACUGAAAGCCAGAUAAUUAAAUGUUAGAACAGUCUUUCUGAGCAGGUGUGUUUAAAGUGUUGUAGAAACGUUCUCAAACAAAACUGUUUCCAGAACAAAUCAUCCCUCACAUGCUCUCCCAUGUUUCAAACACUUCACCUCUGACAUGAGCUUCAUGUAAACCAACUGUCUAUGAAGUAACUUUUAUAAUAAAGCUAUUUUGA